Molecule: messenger RNA, 1725 nt
Organism: Polyodon spathula (Mississippi paddlefish)
Lineage: Eukaryota; Metazoa; Chordata; Actinopteri; Acipenseriformes; Polyodontidae
Product: fez family zinc finger protein 2-like
Exons: 4
Coding region: 93-1475 (460 amino acids)
Cellular component (GO): nucleus
Source: RefSeq, a predicted model, not a curated record
GUUAAUCUGGUACCCCUGGGUGCCAUUGUUCAAGGGAUGUUCAUUUGAAUGUAAAUGGGUGACACUGUAAAAGCAAGGUGCUUAUUAAACUGAUGCGUGUCCUAUGGCUUUUCUGGAAUGCAGGAAGGGAAGACUGGGAGACUAAUCGACUGCUGCGCACACCAAGUUCUGCAGGGAUGGCGAGUUCUCUUCCUUUGGAAACUGUGAUGUCCUGUCCAAGGCACGAGACCAGGAGUGUUACUUCCACCGCCCCAAAGGCGCUGGCCUUCUCUAUUGAACGAAUUAUGUCAAAGACUUCCGAUACAAAAAGUUCCUUGGAAGAAAGACAUGGUCUGGGGAAUUCAGAUGUAAAGAAGAUGGUCAGUCUUUGCUCACCUAUACCCUGCAUGAUUCCCAUUCAGCCUUUGAGUUACGACCCUCAAACCAAGGCGCUGAUGAACUAUUCCGAAUUCUGGAAAGCAAACUUAAGGGGAACGAUUUGCGGUUCACCCGCAAUGUGCACAUCGAGCUGUGGCUUGUGUUGUAAAAACGACCCAAGUUUUGUGCAUUCACUAUUGCCAAACAGCAGGGUUAUCAAGCCUCAAGUAAUUCACCAAACAGUAACAAUGCCAGCUAACGGAUCUCUAUAUUAUUUUAACUAUUUGGACUCCUCGUAUCACCCAUCCGAUCUUUUAAGAGGACAUGUAUUCCCUUCCACCGUUGUCAGUUCCCAGUCACAAACUUCAUUUUCUGCUCACCAGAAAUUACUUUUGUUGGAGAAUGCGAAAUUUGCCAGUUUGACAGCGGAGACGUUUCCUACACCCCAGUUUCCACAUAAAGAACACCUACCGGGACAGUUAGACCAGAUUGUGAAGGAAAACAACAGUUUGACAUCAGAAAAGAACGGCGUGAAACCGCACACUAAACUGAGCAACUCUUCUGAUGGAAAAUCUAAAAAUUUCACUUGCGAAGUGUGUGGCAAGGUGUUUAACGCACAUUACAAUUUAACACGUCACAUGCCGGUACACACAGGAGCCAGACCGUUUGUGUGUAAAGUCUGUGGGAAAGGGUUUCGCCAAGCCAGCACUUUGUGUAGGCACAAAAUUAUUCACACACAGGAAAAACCACAUAAAUGUAAUCAAUGCGGGAAAGCCUUUAACCGAAGCUCAACAUUAAAUACGCAUAUACGGAUUCACGCUGGAUACAAACCAUUCGUAUGCGAAUUUUGUGGAAAGGGCUUUCACCAAAAAGGAAACUACAAGAAUCACAAACUGACGCACAGCGGCGAAAAGCAGUUCAAAUGUACAAUUUGCAACAAAGCCUUUCAUCAGAUUUAUAAUCUGACUUUUCAUAUGCAUACUCACAACGAUAAGAAGCCGUUUACUUGUGUAACCUGCGGGAAAGGGUUCUGUCGAAACUUUGAUUUGAAGAAGCAUAUAAGAAAACUGCAUGAUAACAACACCUCCACUUCUGUUCCAAGAGCGGUGCAAGGCUGAAUUUGUCUCAAAACACGUAAAAUGGACAUGAUACAUAUAUGGACAAAGCUUUCGUGUAGUUUAUUAAAUAUGUCUAAAUGACUACAACGCAGGAAACACUUGAAAUGCCAGAUCAUCUUAAAUACUUUGUAUUUUAGGCCAAGACACGUACGUUGUAUUGUCAUGUAUAUAUCACAUUGUGUAAAUUGUUAUUAUUUAAAUCAAGUUGUAUCACAUUUCUAUGUUUUGUAAUGUAGUACUUGUUUCUAAG